This is a messenger RNA of Cervus elaphus (red deer), 1796 nucleotides long. Its product is annotated as centrosomal protein 43-like. NCBI's taxonomy places the organism in Eukaryota, Metazoa, Chordata, Mammalia, Artiodactyla, Cervidae. The record is from RefSeq and is a predicted model, not a curated record. Gene Ontology annotation, cellular component: centrosome. Gene Ontology annotation, molecular function: protein binding. Bases 59 to 1195 code for a protein of 378 amino acids. Gene Ontology annotation, biological process: microtubule anchoring. The transcript has a single exon.
GGGCUGAGGCGACCGGCGGCCGCUGGCGCGGCUUGGGGGGUUGUCUUGGAGAAGCAAGAUGGCGGCGACGGCUGCCGCGGUGGUGGCGGAGGAGGACACGGAGCUGAGGGACCUGCUGGUGCAGACGCUGGAGAACAGCGGGGUCCUGAACCGCAUCAAGGCUGAACUCCGGGCAGCGGUGUUUUUAGCAUUAGAGGAGCAAGAAAAAGUAGAGAACAAAACUCCUUUAGUUAAUGAGAGCCUGAAAAAGUUUUUAAAUACAAAAGAUGGCCGGCUGGUGGCCAGUCUCGUUGCCGAAUUUCUUCAGUUUUUUAAUCUUGACUUUACCUUGGCAGUUUUUCAGCCUGAAACUAGCACAUUUCAAGGUCUUGAAGGUCGAGAGAAUUUAGCCCGAGAUUUAGGAAUUAUUGAAGCCGAAGGUACUGUGGGUGGACCCUUAUUAUUAGAAGUGAUCAGACGCUGUCAACAGAAAGAAAAAGGGUCAACCAGUGGGGAAGGUGCACUGGACCUGUCUGAUAUACAUUCUCCAUCAAAGUCACCAGAAGGAAAAACAGGUGCACACACUCCUCCCAGUAAGAAGGCCAGCAAUGAUGCCAGUCACAGCGAUACCAGUAUCUCAUCAUCAGAGCCAAAGAGCAGAAGUAGUCUUCACUUACUGGCCCACGAAGCUAAAAUCGGGUCCUUGUUAGGCAACAACAGUCUCGAUGUCAAUGCCAAAGCGCGUCCCGGUCCAGAUCAAGAUGACCUGGAAGGGGAGUCUUUCUUUGAUGACCCCGUUCCUAAACCAGAAGCAGCGUACCGUUGGAGAAGUGAACCCAGUAAGCAAGCAGGAAGCCUUGCAUCGCUCUCUGAUGCGCCCCCCCUAAAAAGUGGACUCAGCUCCCUUGCUGGAGCCCCUUCAUUGAAAGAGUCUGAAAGUAAAAGGGGAAACCCAAUUCUAAAAGAUGUUAAAUUGGUCAACGAUAAAAUUGGAUCACUUGGAUUAGGGACUGGAGAAGAUGACUAUGUUGAUGAUUUUAAUAGCACCAGCCAUCGCUCAGAGAAGAGUGAGCUGAGUAUUGGGGAAGAGAUUGAGGAGGACUUCUCUGUGGAAAUGGAUGACGCCCACACCAGUGAUAAACUGGAGGAUCUGACACGGGACCUGACGGUGUCGCAGCUCAGUGACGUCGCCGAUUACCUGGAAGACGAGGCCUAGGCCCGCGCGGCAGGGCGCUGUCGGCAGAGGACGGGACUCGGAUCAGUUCCCUCCAGACAAUCACUCUUUGCUGGAAUGUCUGCUCCCUGUUGGUGCCUUGUGUUUCAAAGGAUUACAGAUAUUUUAAAAAAGUAACUUUUCAUUAUACUAAACAAAAUAAUUCCUAUUUGAGCCCAUGUGUGGAAGAUUUAAUAUUCCUAAUUUGGUCUAGGUACAUGCUUCUCUAUGAAAGUUGAUUAGGCUCAAAUUUAUCACAAGGAGGGAGCCGGUACAGUGCUGGUAUUAAGCGCAUCGCGAAGGCGGCAGUAGAGCUGUAGGUUCACGGCUCCACGUGCCUGCCUGCCUGCCUGCCUGCGGGCCGGCACCAGGGCUCAGGCGUUCGGCAGCAGGAGGGGCAUCUGCAGUCGGAGGGGGCGGUGGUGGGUGGUUCUACAGGGAGCUGGCCCGUGGCCUGGAAGAUCUGCAGUCUGGAGCCUGUCACUGUAAGUUGAUAGGUUGACUUGGCUUUGCAUUUCCUUCCGUUUGGGAGGUUUGUUAGACCAUUAAGGUUAUAUUAAAAUCCUCGUGUGUGUCCUUCUUAGUUUUGCUCGUUUUAAAGAUU